Messenger RNA from Fonticula alba, 1944 nucleotides. RefSeq lists its product as hypothetical. The record is from RefSeq and is a predicted model, not a curated record. NCBI's taxonomy places the organism in Eukaryota, Rotosphaerida, Fonticulaceae. The transcript has a single exon. Bases 1 to 1944 code for a protein of 647 amino acids.
AUGCAUGCGGCCGCGAGGGCGGCCAGGGCGCCGGCGGGGCUGUCGCCGCUGCACGCGCGGGCCUUCUCCUCGGCCGCCGGGGGCACGGUCACCGAGGUGUCCCGGGCGCUGGCCAACGGCGGCACGGGGUCCGCCGGGGAGCGCCUCUGCCGGGCCAUCGAGGCCGGGGAGGAGCCCCUGCCGCAGGGGUUCGACGAUGUGGCGCACUUCCGGCUUUUUUUGCGGCUCAUCGGGGACCCGCAGAAGCACCGGACCCUGACGAACUUGGGCAACAUGGGCCGGCUGCUGGGGAUGGACCGGGCAUCGGUGCUGAGUCUGCUGGAGCAUUAUGGCCGGGAGUUUGGCAUUGCGCCGGCCCGGCGGCCGCCGGAUGUUCCCCUGGCGGAGGUGGGCCCGGGGCAUGCGAUCUUCGAGGAUAUGAUGGACCUGGUCCGGCGGGAUCCGCCGGUGCUGCUGCCGGUCCUGGGGCACCUGCUGUGCAUGCCGGCGCCCUGGGUGGAGGCCAUGCUGGCGGAGCAUGCGCCGGACAUCCUGGCCAGGCCGGUGUGGGAUCGGAACAUGUGCAUCGGCCGGCUGGGGCACCUGCUGACCGUGGAGCCGGCCCUGUCGAGGGAGAGCAUGGUCAUGCUCCUGUCGACCAGCCUGCCGUUGUUGUCCCUGGCGAUCGACAAGCACUUCCCGGAGUAUGGGGACAUGAAUGUGCCCAAGAUGCCGGCCGCAAAGUUGGAAGCCCUGCGGGCCGCGCUGCUUGAGGGGAUCCGGGUGCCGAUGGCCACGCCGACGAUGGUCCGCGAGCAGGCCGACGUCAGUGAUUGGGUCUUCGCGCGGUACGGGCCGGAACUGUGCGCCGAGUACAUGGUUCGCCUGCAGGGGGAGCUGCCCCGGGAAAGGGUGGACCAGCUGCGCGGGCUUUUGCAAGAACGCCGGCACAGCCUGACCGAAAUGGCCAAGGCAAUGGGGAUGUCAUCGCGCCUGCUCCGCUGGUACAUCAAGUACUACGAGCCGGAGGUGAUAUUUCCGAUCACCGACGACCGGCCGGUGCGGCAGAUUACCCGGCCGGAGGGCCUCGGCCGGCUGACGCUGGCCGAGUACACGCGGCGCUUCCUGCCGGCCACCUCGCCGGUGCACCAGACCCCGGCCGAGGGGGCUCCGGCCCCGGUGGCCCCGGUGGUGAACUACCGCGUGGCAUGCUUCAACCCUCGGGAGCAUGGGUCCGGCCCGGGGGUGCACUUGCAGCUGCUGCACCCGAAGGUGCAUCCGGGGCUCCACACCCGGCUGCAAAGUUUGGCCGGGCUGCGGCCCAUGCUGUCGAGGAAGGAGAUGUGCGACCGGUCGGGCCUGGCGGAGCAGACGAUCUUGAAGUCGAUGCCCUUGUUCGAAUGGCCGGAGGGCUUUUGGGACUCGCGCCGGGCAUCCCAAAGGUACGCCCUGGCGGAUGAGGACAUCCGGCGGCUGCGGCUGCUGGCGAAGCAGGUGCACCCGUCCGGCCGGCGGAUGCGCUUCACGGUGCGGGAGCUGGCCGCGGAGAUGGGCCAGCAUCCGGAUGUGCUGUUCGACAUGCUGUACCGGUAUGCGCCGGAGUACUUCUUCCUGGCGCUGGGCCCGGAGGCCGGGUCCGGCCCGGGGGGGAUGUACGUGCCGGAGGGGAAGCUGGCCGACCUGGUGGCCGCGGUGCAUGGGCAAAAGUUGCGGCCGGUGCUGCACCAGGUGGCGGCGGACCUGGGCUGCGCCCUGCCGCAGGUGGUGAAUUCGCUGCGACUGCACGCUGCUCGACAGGGCGUCCAGUUUAUGGCCCCGGACUUCAUGCGGCACCCGGCCUCACGGGCCUUUCACGUGGAGCAUAUCCUGGCCACAUAUCCUAACCUGCCAUUCUCGAAGGCAAGCCGCCACUUUGAGGAUAUGCCUGGCCAUAUGUGCUCUCACUGCCGGCUCUUUUUGCUUUGA